AUGGCGACUGCGCAGAUCUCUGCAGAUAUGCCCAAACCGUCGUUUGCCAAGGUUACGGCCACUGUCACAAAAGAAACUGCGCCGACAGCUCCCGUCGCCAAAAUUGAUUCAAAUGCUCCUAUGACGGCCGUCAUUGCCGACGGCUCCUCUAGUCCCGAGAGCAAACGAGCCACAGCGUCCAAGUCCAAUGGUAUUGCUGUCAUUGCCUCAUCUCUCCAUGACCUCAGCAUCGCAUCAAAAGUUCCCAGUCUAGUUGUCGAUGGACGUUGCUCGGUGUCGGAAUCAGAGCCCCGACGAGCCAACCCAGGCAAAGAUAGUGGCUCAGACGAUUCACAGAAAUGCGAUUCUAGUUCAGAAUUAGGCACGAAGCCACCAAGCUUGGAUGGGAAGAGCAUCACGUCUGGAACGACAUUUGCGCUUGAUGAAAAAGAGUCCCUACGUCCUGACGACAGCGCCAGUGUUCAGGCUGCCGCGGAAGACGAUGACAACUUUUCUGUUCGUGGCUCGCUGGUCGCUGGGUCUCGAAUGAGUUCAGAUGUGGCCCUCAGGAACAAGGGGAUGUCAUCAGGGGACUUAGCUGGGCGAAAGGCGGCCCAUGCAGCGAUGGGCGUGCCUUCUCAUGGUAUUCUCACGCCGCAGAGCGCCCCAUCCGAACGCGGUCAACCCCUGGCUGCACCUGUACCCUCGAAUGCAGAUGGAUCGCCCGAUGCCUUGAAUGUCAUAUACCGGCAGGCUCCGGAUGAAAAGCUUCUGGAUGCUUUAGCAAGUCCAAGGGAUCGAUAUUUCUUACUUCGACUUGAGAAAGACGUGAUUGAUUUUGUGCAAGACUCCAAGGAGCCCUACAUGGACUUGCCGCCGUCCAAUUCAUUUUGUAGAAUGCUGACACAUAAACUGGCCGACUACUAUCACAUGACUCAUUCUUAUGAGCCUCACAUUGGCUCGGUCCGGAUCUUCAGAACCCCCUUCUGUCGUGUCCCGCCCUCGUUGGCUACCAUGACCCCUCAAUCCAACCCAUCUUCAAGCAGCACACCGCCACCCGCAGUCCUGCCCAGGAAGAUCAUGCGGCGUGGUCAGGACGAUGAGGGUCUAGUGAGUGCUAAUGCGUCAAAGCCUACAUCAGAGUCAGGAAGUGAGGUCAAAGAUGCCAAGCUAGCCGCAAACCAAAAACUUUCGCGCGAAGAACGCGAGGAGGCCUACAAGUUGGCUCGUGAGCGUAUUUUCGGUAGUUCAGAAGAUAGUAUUCCAGAAAACGACGGUGCAACUGGCAUGUCUCGCACGAGCUCAGUCUCUGCUAGCAACAGGACAGGAGGUACCAAGAGAGGCAAGUCUGGCAAACAACGGCGAGACGAUUCAGAUAGUUUCGAUUCCCGAAAUCAGUAUACCCCUUAUUGGGGCCCUCAACAACAGACAUGGGUACCUCAGUCUCAGGGACAAUAUAUCCCUUCAGCGGCGGGACAGUUUACUCCCCAGCCUCAGACAUCGUACCCUGCCCAAGGUCCCCUCGCGUACAGUCAGCAAGCCGCCAAUUAUGCCGGUGUGCCCGCCAUGGCACCCAACACAACCUACUCCGGGUACGGCAUGCCACAACAAUAUCCUCCCCAACACCCCCAACAGCGCUUCCCGUCUAGUGGUAGUCCUAUGACAACUUACGGUGCUCCUGUUCCCCCUGGUGCUGCGCCGCAGCAAGUUUGGGCACAGCCAGGGUAUAACCAGCCCUCGUACCCAUCUCGAGCGCCUGCACCACCAUCAGGACCGACUCAAGUUGGAAUUCCGUAUGCAUAUGGACAACUCCCCGUCAAUGCCAAUCCUAAUGACCCAAAAAGCCAGCACCCAAUCCCCGGUAGCUACAACAGGAACCAUGCCUUCAACCCCAAGACUCAGUCAUUUGUUCCUGGUGGAACUGGAGUGCCAAUAGUGCCGCCUCCCCAGCCGCCUUUCACGGCUCCUGGGUCUCAUCACGGCAGCCCACAAAUUGGCACUCCACCGCAUCUGUCAUAUGGAGCUUACCCUCCGUCCGUCCCUCAAGCAUUCGGUGGAGGGUACGUCAUGGCACGACAGGGAUCAAGCAGCUCUAUGCCCGGCUAUCACAGCGUCCCGCAUGUCCCCUCACCACAUAUGCAGCAGCCUCAACUACCUCCUUUGCCAGCUGGGCCUCUUGGUCCUCCGCACCAACAUCUACCACAGGCUCCCCCGGCACAUAUUCCCGGUCGACCUCCAAUGCCUGCCCCUCAAGGGGCCGGUCAGAUAUUCACUCAUUUACCUACCUACGGGAACCCGGCUACUCUACCGCAGAAACCGGCUACUGGAAUUUAG
Messenger RNA from Metarhizium album ARSEF 1941, 2313 nucleotides. Its product is annotated as R3H domain-containing protein. Gene Ontology annotation, biological process: galactose metabolic process. Bases 1 to 2313 code for a protein of 770 amino acids. NCBI's taxonomy places the organism in Eukaryota, Fungi, Ascomycota, Sordariomycetes, Hypocreales, Clavicipitaceae. The record is from RefSeq and is a predicted model, not a curated record. The transcript has 6 exons. Gene Ontology annotation, molecular function: nucleic acid binding.